UGCCCACCAUUAGAAAACCCGCCUUCCGUUCUUUUGUAUAAAAACGUAUCGGACAUAGCCCUUGAUAUCUGUGCGAUAUGUAAUUCAAGAUACGUGCGUCUAGUUGUUUCGGAGUUCUCUCUAACCCCAAAUCCUAACCUAAGAAAUCACAGAGUAAAUGAAAAAAUUCCUACUAGUUUAGUUGAUAUUGACCGACCAACCAUUUUUGAGCUAAUUACUGAAAAGUCUGAUAUUAUUAAUCCAACC
Molecule: messenger RNA, 246 nt
Organism: Dentiscutata heterogama
Lineage: Eukaryota; Fungi; Glomeromycota; Glomeromycetes; Diversisporales; Gigasporaceae
Source: the annotation of a GenBank genome assembly